Molecule: messenger RNA, 2366 nt
Organism: Anopheles moucheti
Lineage: Eukaryota; Metazoa; Arthropoda; Insecta; Diptera; Culicidae
Gene: Cln7
Product: major facilitator superfamily domain-containing protein 8
Exons: 4
Coding region: 7-1728 (573 amino acids)
Biological process (GO): transmembrane transport
Cellular component (GO): lysosomal membrane
Molecular function (GO): transmembrane transporter activity
Source: RefSeq, a predicted model, not a curated record
UCAGCCAUGGAGAGAUUAAAGAACUGUUUGCUCAAAAAACCCUCCAAGAAUGACUUGGACGAUGGGCUGGAAACGGCGACUGAGUACACCGAACGCUGGACGUCGGUGCGCAUCAUAUACUAUACGAUGUUUCUAAUGUCAUUAGGAUUCAGCAUAAUACUUACGGGAGUGUGGCCAUAUUUAGACAAGCUAGAUCCUCACGCCGGCAAGGAGUUCUUGGGAUGGAUCGUAGGUGCGAACCCUGUCGGACAAAUGAUAUUCAGCCCGCUUGUUGGAUGGUGGGGCAAUCGGUUAGGAUCGAUCCGUCUGCCACUGCUCUGCUCGCUAGCGCUGUUUUCCAUCGCCAGUGGCAUCUACGCGUGUCUCGAGCUGUUUCCUACGCAUCAAAAAUAUUGGAUGCUAUAUUCGCGAUUCCUCAUUGGCGUUAGCUCGUCUAGUGUGGCUGUCUGUCGUUCGUACCUUUCGGCGGCCACCAAGGUAAAGGAGCGGACCAGCGCGGUAUCGAUGGUAUCGCUCGCACAAACGCUUGGAUUUAUCGUUGGACCAGUGCUGCAAGGAGCCGUUACGAUGUUUGGCGAAGAUGGACUGCCGCUGAUCAAAAACAAAUUACACCUCAAUAUGUACACCGCCACUGGAUGGAUUAACGUCUUUAUGGGCAUCUUGAACUUUUGCCUGUUCCUACCGUUCGUGUUCAAAGAAAAGCGAAUCGCUGCCCGCGAAGCCAUGAUGCAGCAGGGCUUGCAGUCGGAGAAGGAAACGUGGAAAUCGAUGAAACCUGAUUAUUUAUCUGCCUGGACCUUAAUAUGUGCAUUUUUCAUUCUGGUCUUCAACUUCGUGUUUCUCGAAACACUGGCCACGCCGCUCACGAUGGAUAUGUUCGCCUGGACGAAAGGCGAAGCGUUGUACUAUAUGGCUUGGAUUAUGGCUGUUGGGGCGAUAUUGGCGAGUGCCGUAUUUCUCAUGAUUGAUCCAUUAUGCAAGAGGAUUCCAGAGCAGCAGGUUCUCAUAUGGGGUGGAUUUUUCCUCAUGGUGUUAGGGCGCGCCGUCUACAUCCCGAUGAGCGAUAGUCCACCAAAGUUAGCGCUAGCGGAAAAUGGAACCAUAACAGCGAUGCGAAUGGAGGACAGCGCGUCGGCGUAUGUGUACGGGUCCAAUUUUACCGACGUACGUUCGAACUUGACCAGAGUGGACUUUGACUACAGUGGACCUAUCACCACAAUGGAUCCGAAUGCAACGGAUGGCGCGAAGGAUUUGUUAGGCUGUCCUCCAACCCAGGAAUGGUGCAAAACAACCAAAGGGAUGACCAUUAGUCAGUUUCUCAUAGGUUACGCUUUCACCGCUAUCGGAUAUCCAAUAGGGGUUACGCUGAUUACCACAAUCUUUUCCAAAGUUCUUGGACCGCGGCCUCAAGGUACCUGGAUGGGCAUAAUGACCGGAUCGGGCUGCCUGUCACGAGCGUUAGGUCCUGUAUUUCUGUCGACCAUCUACACCAAGUAUGGUCUGUACUGGACGUUUGGCAGUACGGCGGUCAUGAUGGCGAUUACCAUGCUGUGGUUGUGGCAAAUGAGGCAACGAUUAGUUCCCAUCCCGUACGACGUAAGUUGUAAGGGAGAAGAGCUGGUGGCGGUGAUCGCGAAGCAGGAGCAAGCAGGAGAACAAAAAAAGACAACCGAAGAUGCUGCUGAUCAGCAGCUUAAUGGAAAUCCCAAAGCAACUGGAGACAGCUGAUCUUACUAGCGUAACAACCAAUUUGCAAGCAACUAUUAGCUCAAUUUAUCUAUAUUCGAGUGUUAAAGGCAGUGGUGUUUUGAUGUGAUAUUUUUUUUUUCCUCGUCGGUAAGCGAAAAGUGUAAGCAGAAUGCAGGUUGCUGAACGACGCAACAGUGAAUGAAGCAAAUUUGCAUAAACAAAAAAAAGGAAACGGAUCUCAUCAAUUUCUUAUCAGUCAGAUUGUGAUUCGUCAUUCCGAAAUAUUUCGCCCAGUCCAUUGCCGCUAUUGAUUGCUACCGAGUAUCAGUGCCGGCGACGUGUGUGCAAUAAUCCGGUCUAACUGAUAAGUUGUAACAGCGAGGUAGUAAACUGAAGGGCAAACAUGACCAAAACAAGCAUAGGGGGUAGAUUUAGCGGGCACUGCAAUUGCCAUACUGAUGAGACUUCUAGCGCUUCUAAGCAAAACUGGUUCUUGGCUUAGUGUCGAUUAAACGUAGCGCGCGUACGCAUGUGCGAUUUCUCCGCGCGGGCGCCCGGAUCGUAAGAAUGGCGAUGUUUGAUUUAUCGUUUUGGCGUGGGGAGUGAAUCCAAUUACAUUUUGCGCGCCUUUAGAUCAUGCGUUAGUGAGUGCUUUCUCCUGCCUUGAUUACAAAAUA